UAUCCGGAAAUACAAUGAUCGCCCUAGUGGCGGUGCUUAUCCUCAUUGCAAUCGUAUCGCUGACAUCUCUCCAUAUAUGGCGCCAAGACAAAAAUGCCCCUCCUGGUCCCCCACCGUAUCCUUUUGUCGGUAACUUCCCUCAGAUAGGCCCAGUCCUUCACAAGUCCCUGACAUCUCUUGGCAAGCAGUAUGGGCGUGGCGUGUUCCAGGUCCAACUCUUGGGCAAGCGCUUUGUCAUUAUUGACAACAUCAAGCUGGCAAGGCAAGUGUUACUCAAGAAAAAUGGGCGCGACGUGGCUGACCGAACGUCGGCGUACGUUAUAGACGCUAUAUCGAGAAAUGGAUGCAGUGUUAUAUUCGGCAAAUACAGUCCCACAUGGAAGCUGCAGAGGCGGGUGGUGCACUCAGCCUUGCGCAUGUACGGUAGUGGAGUCAGGAUCCUAGAAGCCUUAAUACUACAGGAGGUUGAUAAUCUUUGCGAUAUAUUCGCAAACUCGCAAGGCGCUCCAGUGGAUACAAAGCUGCCUUUGACUUUGUCAGUGAUGAACGUCAUUUGCGCGUUGGUUUUCGGGAAAAGGUACGGCCUCGAUGAUGCAGAGUUCUCGGAUAUUGUUGCGACGACGGAGUCCAUGGCAAAACUGGCAUCUCCAGAAAACCCACUUAUCUAUAUGCCCUGGUUGAGAUUCUUUCCACUUCAAGUAGUUAAGAAAAUGAAAGAAACGGUAACUGCGAGGGAUAGGUUGAUUCAGCGGAAGAUUACUGAACACAGGGAAACUUACAAAGAAGGCGAGAUCCGCGAUCUUACAGACGCUUUACUGAAGAGUCUAGAAGACGCCAAACAAGAGGAUAACAAUGCAAUGAGCCUUUUGACCGAAGACCAUCUACUCAUUGCAAUAAACGAUGUUUUCAUGGCUGGAUUCGAGACCACCACCACGGCCCUGCGGUGGAUCUUUCUCUACGUAGCCGCUUACCCAGAAGUCCAAGCUCGAAUUCACCAGGAACUCGAUGACGUCAUCUCUUUUGGAAGGGACCCUCUUCUAGCAGAUCGCAAAUCGUUGCCAUAUUUGGAGGCGACAAUACUCGAAGUACUUCGAAUCAGCCCUGUGUUUCCAUUGAUCAGAAGAAAAGCGAGGAAACAACUAAACAUCGGUGGAUAUUGCAUCCCUGAAGAAACCUUCGUUUAUGUUAAUUUGUGGGCUAUACAUCAUGACGAGGCUGAAUGGGUGGACCCUUACGAAUUUAGGCCAAGCAGGUUCCUCGAGGGCACCAAUAGUGCGAGUGCAUACAGCAUGCUACCUUUCGGGGCCGGUGUUCGUGUGUGCGUUGGGGAAUCCUUGGCGAAGAUGGAGCUAUUUCUAUUCGUCUCGAGAUUGUUGCACAGGUUCAAGCUCAAUUUGAAGGGUCAGUGCCCUGAUAUGGAAGGCGUCACGGUGACUGUCACGUGGCCGAAGCACCACGAGAUUUGCUUCCAAAAAAGGGUUAAGACACCCCAGUAAUACAGCCUUGUCUAUAAGACACUAGCUAGAGCUUUUCGUAGUGCCUGUAGUGAAAAAUAGGCAAUAAUAAUCCAACACACAACGAGUGUGUUUGCCUCUUAAAAACUCCCUAUAGAUAAUAUUUAUUAUCUGUCUAUAUAAACAAGGCCAAUUUUGUUUUUCUCUUUACCAGGGUGUACAUUUCAAUAAGCGCGCUCGUAUUAAAUAGGUACGUACCAUGUUCAAGCAAAUAUUUAAGAUCAUUUCAUGGUUGUUUUACGUCAACAGUGUGCGAAAGUCUUGUGAUGGGGUCUCCGAAAGGUUUUGAUAGCUACACGCACAAUUGAUUCCAUUGCGCACACACUGGUGUUUGCUGAAAUCACAUUUGUUUUGUUGCAUUGAACAAAUAGAUCUCAUUCUUUCGUGUGUCGUCCUCUAGUAAUCCUCGGAUGACGUGACAUUGUUUCAUGAACAAAAUUAAAGCCACGUCAUGCGGGAAAUUAACGCAAGGUGACGGAUUUCGCUAUUUUUAUAACUUUAUCAUUUUAGACAAUCGCCAACUUGUGCCGGUAGUUAAAGAUGCGUUUUUGUUUAGUUAGGGGUCAAUGGGAGUUGGCCCCUCCCCAAUUGUAGGCGUGUCCACAUUGUUUUCAAAUGAUAGUCGAGAAUCGUAAAUCGAGCGCCUAUUUCCGUUCCGUAUACAUCAACUCCCGGUAGAAAGUUGCCUGACUUCUUGAGCAGGUGUAAAUCUAUUUUAUUUUCUUAGCUUCGCCACAAUAGGCGGGGUAGCCGCAACAGCAUGGCCAUUUACUGCGGGCCCUUGGAGGCCUUAAAUCUAGGUAUAUUCUAGGUCUAAUAAAACUCUGGUCUAGCCAUGUUUUGUGUAAGAAAGCAAGUGCAAAAA
Messenger RNA from Nematostella vectensis (starlet sea anemone), 2379 nucleotides. RefSeq names its product steroid 17-alpha-hydroxylase/17,20 lyase. NCBI's taxonomy places the organism in Eukaryota, Metazoa, Cnidaria, Anthozoa, Actiniaria, Edwardsiidae. Bases 15 to 1496 code for a protein of 493 amino acids. Gene Ontology annotation, biological process: hormone biosynthetic process; progesterone metabolic process. The transcript has a single exon. The record is from RefSeq and is a predicted model, not a curated record. Gene Ontology annotation, molecular function: iron ion binding; steroid 17-alpha-monooxygenase activity; heme binding.